AUGGGGACAAAGAGGGAUUACUAUGGCGAAUCCCAAACCUACCUGAAAGAACUAAGAGCCAGGCUUCAAGACCAGCCGGAAAAAUUAAGCAGCUUUUACCGAGUCAUGGAAGAUAUCAGGGCUCAAAGAGAUGAGCGCUCAGGGAGACUGGAAAAGGUAUCCGAUGAUGUCUUGGCAAGACUGAAGGCAAUUCUUGAAGGUCACUGUGACCUGAUACGCGGGCUCAACCUUUUCCUGCCGCCCUCGUAUAGAUUUGGCGUGGAUGACGACGACGAGGCAGCAGAGGUAGAAGAGGAGGAUGAGAAGGAAACUGCGGCUGCUUCAGCAGAGAAAACGAUGAUGUUACCUGGAUUUGAAGACGCUAAGGAUUUUAUAAACAAGCUAAGGAUGCGUGGUGGCAAGGUUUGGGAUGAUUUUUUGAAGGUUUUCGGACAGGUCAAGGACAGGAGGGAUCUCUACGAAAUUAUUGCCCCUCUGUGCGGAGACGAUACUGAUUUACUAGAGGGUUUUCAUAGAUUUAUGCGAGCUUCUGAAGCAAUUCCAGUAGCAUCUGAUCAUGUUCCAGAUUCUCAAGAUAAAGAUGUGAACGAUGGUGAAGCAGAAGCAAUCAAGGUUGACGAGCAGCAGGAGAAGCAGCCUGAAAAUAUUAAGGUGUGCGAAGAGAACGGCAAGGAAAGAAAACUUGUCAAGAAGGUAGGAGGAUUUACAGUGAAAGCUGGUGGCAAGGUGGUCAUGGAAAAGCUCUUUGAGGAUGGACUUUGCUUUUUCGAGAAAGUUCGGAAGAAGUUAUCCUGCAAGAUCAGCUAUCGCACUUUCUUAAAGUUGUUCUUCUAUUACACCACCGGAAAAUUAAGAAAGGCUGAAUGGAAUGAAAGGAUAGCUGCUGUGAUCGGAAAGCAUCCUGAUCUCAUGGAUGAGUUCCGGCUUUAUGUUCGGAAUUGCGAGAAGGUUCAGGUAUUCAGGAAAAAGUUUGAAGAAGAAGAUGAAGUGCAGAAGAUUGAAACAAGGGGAUGCAAACAAAGGGACAGAAAGAGGAGGAAGUAUCUCUAUAAAUCCAUUCAAGAACUUGAUCUCUCUCAUUGCAAAAGGUGUACUCCUAGUUAUCUAUGUCUCCCAAAAGACUAUUACAGUCCUUCUAAACACAAUAGAAUAUCGGAAGCCGAACUGCAGGUGUUGAAUAAUCAAUUUCUGUCAGUGCCUUCAGGAACUGAGGACUUCUUCACUAGGAAGAGCCAUGAAAAUGAACAAAUCUUGUUUGAAUGUGAAGAUGAUAGAUACGAGACGGACAUGCUAAUUGGUUGGUUUAGUUCAGCUGUUGAAUAUGCAGAAGAAUUGGAAAAAAGCACUGCUGAUGAUAAUGAAGUGAAAAAAGGGAGCCGGACAAUCUUUUUAAGGUGUCUCGAACGUUUAUACGACGACCAGGGUCUUGAGGUACUCCAAAUAUUCAAUGAAGAUCCUCAACAUGCAUUGCCUGUCCUAAAAGUCCGCUUGCAGCAAAAACUGAAGGAGCUGAAAGAUUAUCAAGAUGAACUUCAAAAAUUUUUCGCAAUGUAUAUACUAUAA
Molecule: messenger RNA, 1563 nt
Organism: Dovyalis caffra
Lineage: Eukaryota; Viridiplantae; Streptophyta; Magnoliopsida; Malpighiales; Salicaceae
Source: the annotation of a GenBank genome assembly